Molecule: messenger RNA, 13335 nt
Organism: Drosophila santomea
Lineage: Eukaryota; Metazoa; Arthropoda; Insecta; Diptera; Drosophilidae
Gene: Apoltp
Exons: 20
Coding region: 214-13215 (4333 amino acids)
Biological process (GO): lipid transport
Molecular function (GO): lipid carrier activity
Source: RefSeq, a predicted model, not a curated record
CGCUUCGUGGGCAACGGACGCUUCCUCGGAACUCAAGUGGAGUGGCGAGCUGUAAAACGGAACCGGAAACGAAAGCGGGUGCGAGAGCGAGAGCGACAGAGAAAGAGAACCAGCCUGUUGACGGUUUGGCGGCGCGUUCGAACCGGAAGUAUCCACAUGUAACCUGGUCCAAUCUCAUCCGAAGAAUCCUCGAUAGCCAAGGAGAAGCCCACCAUGGGCGGUAUGAAGCCAUUGACAGCUAUUUGGCUGCUGCUGCUCAUCGCACACGCUCAGGCAGUGAGAGAAAAUCCCCUGAGGGAUCCACGCAUUUGCGGGCGGCCCCAAUGUGAUCCGAAGAAUGCCAAGUUCAAUUAUGGCGAACAGCUCUACAAAUAUCAAUACACGGUGGCUGUGCGCACCGAGUUCGCCGGAUCCGGCGACAAUAGUUCUGACCUCCUGCUGAAGUCCAACUUGGAAAUAUUCUUCCCCAAGCCCUGCGAAGGCUACUUGCGGAUCACCGAUGCCAAGCUAUACGAUAACCUGGACGUGCUCAAUGAAUCGUCCGACGAUAGCGAUUCUUCAGAGAAGAAUAAGGAGUACGACUACUAUGACAAUCUGGCUAACGAGGAGUCCGAGGCGCAAAACUUUGAGAAUGUCCACCCUAAGAGCUCAAAGUUCAAUGAAGAUCUUACCACGAAUCUUCUCCGAUUCGCCUUCCACGACGGCCUUAUCAGCGAGGUGUGUCCCCAGGAGCUGGAGACGCCGUGGGUGCUCAACAUCAAGAAGGGCAUCCUUUCCGCCUUCCAGAACACCAUGAUGCGCUUCGACGUCGAUGCCAAUACCACUGAAACCGAUGUAUCCGGUCAAUGCCAGGUGCAGUACUCACUGGAGGACACCGACAGUUCGUUUGUGAGGAUCCGCAAGACAAAGGACAUCAACUCCUGCCGCCAGCGAUAUGCCACCCACUCCGUUCUGCAGACCACGCCAUACACAUUCCGCGAUGACAAGACCAUCUGGCCCAUUCUCAAAUCCCAGAGUCACUGCAAUCUCACCGUUGAUAACAACGUUUAUAAGGAAAUCAAAUGUCUGGAGACACAUCUUCUGGUGCCCUUCUCCAACGUCAGCUCAGGUGCCCUGACCACCAGUACCAGUCGCCUGAAGCUGACCGGGGAGGAGUCUUACAGCGCCGGAGGUUUCCUAGAGCAACAUCCCGAGUUUGUGGAAAGGCGUGACACUCUGGUUUUUGAUCAUACACCUGCCGUAAAGCCCUCGCAUGACGAGAUUAAGGCUGCCCGGGAACUUUUGGUGGAGAUGUGUAAGGUUGGCUUUCCCAAUAUUCAGCGUGAGUUCAUCGAUGUCUUCACCAACUUUCUGCAGACCUCCAAGAGCCUCAGCUACAAGACACUAUCCGUGUUGCUCCAACGCUCUGCUAGUACCUGCGAACAGGGCAGAAAUCACUUGCUGGAAUCGCUGCCCUUCAUUGGGAGCACAGCUUCAUACAAAGUGAUGCGUGAUCAGAUUAUCAACGAAAAGCUGACCAAGCAGAUGGCUCACGACUGGAUGACCGCGUUGUCCUUCAUCACCCGCCCCGACGAGGACACCCUGGAAACCUUCCACUCGAUCCUUGAAUACGCCAAGAAUCGACUCGACGCGGAGUACACCCUGGGCGCCACUGCGGUGGUGCACAGCUUUUGCAAACACCACGAAGCCUGCGAGGAGAACCUUCGAGUGCAACAGAUCAUCAAUCUUCUGGAGACCGAGUUCCUAAGCCUGUACAAUCUGUUCAAGGGCGAGCGACGCACCCGGGAGCGUAUGGUAAUCCUGCUGAAGGGAUUGGGUAACGUUGGCGUGGUGUCACCUGCCUUCGCCGAACAGCUACAGUGGAUUAUUCGUGAGGACGAAGCACCGGUGGAUAUUCGCCUGCACGGCAUCUUGGCCUUCCGCAGGGUGAACUGUGCUCGACACCGAAGCUACUUCCUGGAUAACUACGGCAACUAUACACUGAACUCGGAGCUGCGUAUAUACAGCUACUUGCAGGCCAUGAGGUGUCCCGACUACAUAUCCGUUGGGGUAAUAAAAUCGAUACUAGAACACGAGCAAAUCAACCAGGUGGGCUCCUUCGUAUGGUCCCAUCUGACCAACCUGGCUAAAUCCAACUCCCCCGUUCGCAUCGAGGCUCAGGGCUUGCUGCUCAAUGAUGAGCUCUCGGAACGCUUUAAGAUGGACUUCCGCAAGUUCUCGAAGAACUACGAACACAGUUUGUUCUUUGACGAGUACAAUUUUGGAACCACCACGGAUGCGAAUAUUAUCUUUGGCACCGAUUCCUACUUGCCGCGCAUUGCGAGUGUUAACUUUACUGCCGAUCUCUUCGGUCAGUCGGUGAACUUCUUUGAGUUCACUGCCCGCGCUGAAGGAUUGGAGGAGUUGGCGGCCAACGCCUUUGGUCCCAAAGGACCUUUGAGCGGCCAGUUGCUUCGCAAGAAGCUCUCCUUUCUCAAUCGCUGGCUGGGCAACGAAAGUGCCGAGGAAGACGAUACCCUUGAGAAUCUGCUGAGCCUGGAUAAUCUGCGACUGAAGAGGAAGGCUCAGCCACAUGUACGUGCAUCCGAGGAGGAAGACGACGAAGAUUACGACUUCGAGGAGUCCUUGGAAGGUAGUAAGAGACACAAGCGUGAUGUCAGUACCGCUCGCAAACAGGACAUCGAUCGCAACGUGGACAGUCUUGGUUAUAAGCUGAAGUACGACUACAAUAAUCCAAAAGCACAGUUUGGACUUCGGGUCUUUGGCAAUGAUCUGCGCUACUACAAUGUAGAGUCCUUGGUGGAGGUGAUGGCCUUGGCUGCCAAAUUCAAUCCCUUCCAGCAGGCAAAGAAUGUGCUUUCAGGCAAAGAGUUUACGUAUACCAAGUCCCGGGUAUUUCUGGAUGCCUCAUAUACAGUGCCCCUGGCAGUCGGACUUCCAUUGGCGAUUCAUGCCUUCGGAGCUUCCUCCAUUGAUCUGCGUGUUAGUGGUAGCCUGGAUGAAAUGGAUCCGCCCACCGAUUGGCACUUUGAUGUCGAGGGUCAGUUUAAGCCCUCGGUGUCCGUGGAUGUGAUCACCACCAUGCAGACGGACAUGUUCUGGGAUCAAUCCGGCAUCAAGGUGAAGAGCAACCUCUACUCCAACUCCGAGCUGGUGGCCAAGCUUAAGGUGCGUGGCCGCAAUCUGGUCUCCUUCUCCUUCGAUCUUCCCCGCGACCAAAACGAGAUCUUCAGUGUCCGAUCGGAGUUGUUGGUUCAAAAGCAGGAGGAGCAAGUGCCCCAGGCGGGCAUUGCCAAACGAAGUGCCAACUCCACAUGCACUUGGCCCGUGCUCGAUCAGGCCAUCGGAUUGCAGAUGUGCUCCCACUACAGCGUUCCGGAUCUGAGCAAUGCCACCGAGAUUUAUCCAAGCCUUCUACUAGCAGGACCACUCAAUUUCAGCUUGAUUCUCAAGAAGUCGGACCUUAGUGCUAAGAAGUACGUGUUCGAGUACAGAUGGGAGCAGCAGGAAGAGGACAACAAGUUUGCGCUGGUGUUUACCACACCGGGCUCAAAGGUUCCCCGGGUUCUGGUUGCAAAUGUGACCAAGGUGCCCGAUGCCUUCAAUGCAUCCGUGGCCUUUGUGAAUGGACCCAAUCGCGUCUCCGCUGGAUGCAGCUAUGAUGGAAACCCGGAUUUCCGACGCUUGGAUGUCUAUCUAGAUACAAACGGAAAUCGAUCCUUGGAUCUUGGUAUGGAACUGCGUAGGCACCAGGACUUCACUGCCUGGAUUUACAAUCCGCGUAUGCUGCUGGCCAUUAAUGGUGUCAAUAUUACUGGUCUGGCUGGCACUGUGAAAGUUAAUGAGAAGAAUGGCAUCAAGCAGCAUGAUGUGGAUCUCUCAUUUGAGACCAAGAAGCUGCAGGUUGUGAUCAAGGGCAAUGUGGUUCAAAGCGAGAUCACCACCUCCACCAACAUGACCAUUAAAUACAGGUUCCAAGCAAAUAAGAUUGAGGAGAUUAACUUUGCCGGCAAGCUGGUUAAUAACGGAGAUAAAAGCAAGACGGAGUAUCGCGGUAACAUGAAGCUCCAGACCUCGGCAUAUCCCAAGCUGAACUUCGCAUCGGAAUCCACGUGGCUCAGUCUUCAGGGCCACACCGAAGGCAUGAUCACCUACAACAAUGCGCCAGAUUAUGUCAAUCCCAACUACACGAGUUUACUUCGUUUGAUCUUUGCUCGCGCCCAUUCGGAGAACUCUUUCUUGGAGGGCUCAAGCACACGGGCCAGUCUAGAACUGAAGCUUCCGAGGUCAAAGAUUGACUACCGCAUUUUAGUUAAGCACGAAGAACGCUACAAAAACGGAACCGAGCACAAAGUCAUCGUUGGUCUGAAGUAUACUCCUGAGAAGGAGAUCACGGGAAUGUUUUCCGUCCUUUUGCCAAGACGAAACCUUUUUGCCAUCGAUGUCUACAUGAAUGUGUCUGUGCCGGAGUUCAAUUCGUGCACGGCCAGCCUUAAAGUGAACGAGAAGGCCACCAAGGAUUAUAUCAUCUUUAUUAACGGCUCGUGGUUUACCGGACACUCAGUCGCAGUCAAGGCGAACUACAAGGAUCGCAGUUCGCGGGCCCAGGCCCUUCAUCACCUCAAAAUGAUUGUGGAAAGCCCAUCCUUCAAUGUAACCUCCCUCAACAUUGUCUAUCGCCGAAAACAGCUGUUGAUCUUCUAUGAUGUUCAAGCCAAAUAUGGCCAAGAUCCCUAUGGCCUCACAAUACAAUACAAUGCCGACAAUCGCGACUCCAAUGCGGAGGUGCGACUGAAGGUCAAGGAACGUGACUACUGGAUCAAUGCCAAAUUGCUGUCAGAGCAGCCAAAACUGCUGCAGCUGGAAAUUCACAUGGAUAAAGUACGUGAUGUGCAUAUUAAAGUUGGCCUGCUGAAUGUGGACAAGCGAAAGGAACUCUCUCUAGAACUGAAAUGGGAUGCCAAUCGCAAUCCCACCCAGAGACUGGGACUACUGGCGGAAUACAAUUGUCCGGGAACAAAGCACUACAGCGGCAAUGUGAUGAUCACCUAUCCGGAGCGCACCAUUCACGUGGGCUUUAACUCCUUCACCGGAGGACCCAAAUACUUCGGAAAGAUUUACAGCUCAUGGAGCAUCGACGAUCUGAUCGAGUUCGAGUACGAUGCGGGUAUUCUUCCCGGCCAGACUCUCCAUAACUGGGUGAAAGCCGAGCUGCGGACUCCUUUCGAAGGCUGGCGCCUCAACAGCCUUGAUGCUGGCGUUUAUAACCAGCACAACCUGAUCCUCGUCAACUCGACGCUCUUCUGGGCAGAUGAUCAGAAGCUGCAGGUGGGCUACAAGAGCGACUACGACGUCAACGAUCAUCUGAUGAGUUUUGAUGUGCGCUUCGGCAUCAACAGCACCAUUCGCGAUAUUCCCACAAUUAAUGUGAAGGUCAAGCAUUGGAUGGAUGUCAAGAAGGUGGACACGGAGUUGUAUCUGGGUUACAGUGGACAGAAUGAUACCUUUAACACGUACAGCAUGGACUCCAGUUGGGAGAUUGAGAAAAACCAGCGAUACAAUAACUAUUCCGGCUUAGUGCAUCUGGUAAGUCCAUUCAAGGGCUACGAGAAAGGUGGUCUGGUGGCCCAGUUCUCACUGAGCGACCAACGGGUGGUCAGCGGAGCUGCUUCGCUCAACUUCGAUCUGCGGGAGUUCACUUUGACCAUGGACGGCUAUGUGAAGAAGCUGACGGACAACAUGCUAACCGUUAACAUCACCACUCCAUUGGAGAAAUUCCGCACCAUCAACGCUCGCUUUGGCCUGAACGAGAAGAAACGUCAUGCGGUGGCGGAGGUCAGAGCUCCCACGGCAGCUCUUGGCGUGGAGGUCCUGGCGGAUAUUAAGAAUCUCCUCAACUUCGAUGUCAAACUGAGUGUGGCCACGCCCAUCGAAAGCUUCCAACAGGCGGCAGUAUUUGCACUAUUCCAUCCGGAGCGUGUCGACAUGCGCGGAUUGUGGAACAAUGUCACCCUGGGAUUCACUGGCGUGUGGCACAUGCAGAAUAUCACCGAUUUCGAGUACUCCUACCACGUUUUCACCCCACUGGCUGGCUUCGAGGAGAACGGAUUCAUUGUUCAGCUGCUGAAGCGGGACGAGUUCGUCUUCCAGCUGCACGGCAAAUUGUCCAACUAUAAGCUGGGUGCGAAGAUCAACGGCAAACCAAAGUCUGACUUGGUCAAUCAGCUGGGCAACAACAAAAUGGAACUGGAGAUGCUCUACGACGCGGACUUCAAGCCACUCAAUGCUGAGAUGGAUUACAAGCCAGAUCCAGAUGAGGAGUAUUUCUCCUACUUCACGGACUUCCAGGUGGACACACUCGUGUGGCCAACCAUUGUGGGUACUGUGGACAUUCAGGAGAUCAUUGAUUUCUAUCUGGUUGUGGGUCACGUGCAACUGCCACAGGGCAAACUGGAGUUCAAGGAUCGCCUCCACUAUCCUGACUACAUAAACAUCCACAAUCUCUUGACCGUGACUACACCAUUUCCGGAGGCCAAGAGCAUAAAGUCAAUUGUGGAGUAUCACGUUGAUUUGAACUUCAACGCAUUCUAUGAGCGCGUCAAGUUCGUAGUCACCGAUGCUAAGGAACACACACAAGAGCUGGGCUUUGAGUUCAACUACACCGCCCUGCAGGAUAAUGUGAAGCCCAAGGCGCAUGAUGUCCAGAUCACACUACUCACACCCUAUGAAAAGCUCCAGGAAAUCUACGUUCACGGGCGCCUCGAAAUGGAUGAAAAUGCCUAUAAGGGCAACAUCAGCGCGGUUACGGCCCACACACAUCUUUCGAUGGCUGCCUCCAUAGAGAACGAGGACAGCUUCUUGGAAACAUCGGUGGGUAUCCUGUUGGAGACGGACGUUAUUCCCCACUAUGGCUGUCAAGUGUACUUUAAGAAGGACUUCUCAGCCGUGGACAAUGCCAUUGAUAUACGCUUCGAGGUCAUCGACAAUGGAACACUUAACCAGCUGCACAUUACCACGGACUGGCACACUGAUCCCUCCUACAUUGUCAACGCAAAUGGAAGGAUUAAAACAACCAUGCUGCCACUUCAGAUGGCGUCCACUUCUGUGCUGGUCACCAAGGGUCACAAUCCCCAGCUCAAUUUCGAUCUUAACUUUAUGAGCCAGGAGGGCCAGAGCAUAUCCUACGGCACGCGUGCCAACAAAAAGAAAGAUGUCUUCAACAUUGAGGUGUGGACUCCAAUGAAAAACUUCCGCAACAUUUCCAUGCACGGCACUGCGGUUAGAAACGCCCGCGAUUCCGGUCGUUAUGAUGUCUCUGGGUUCUUGUACAGAAAUAUGGCCACAUAUGGAGUCACAGGAGCCGUCCGGAUGACCGAUAGUCUGCCCAUCGAUGUCGUUUUGAGGAUACAGCCCAAGACUGGUGGUAGGGAUGGCGUGAUUGAACUGAACAUCCAUGAGACGGGGCCGAAGAAGAUUCGCUUUUCCUUCAGCGCCAUUGAGGAUGGCAAAAUGUGCCAGAUGUCCGGAGGUUACAGCGUCAGCGAGUCCAACGGAGCCAUGGAUUUCUCAGUGCUAGUGGAAAGCACGGAGCCAGAAAUCGCACGCAUUAAUUUCUACGGCAAUCUUAGUCCCAACUCCGAGGGUUCCCUUGUGGGAGACUUGAACUUGGAAACCCCCUGGAAGGCGCUGGGAAUCGAUAGUGUGCACCUGCACUCGGACGUGGGUUUGGUCGGUAAGGGAGGCCACAUAGUGGGCGAGUAUAAGAUCGGUCAGUACAUUGGCCGAGGUAGUUGCCUGUGGUCUUGGAUUCUGGGCGAGAACAUGCAGCUGGUGCUGGAGAACUACCUGGAGAGACCAAAUGCCAAGCCGAGAAUCGUGCACGCCAGUGCCAAGUACCUGAAUCCGGGUCAAACCUACGCCCAGUUGCAGGCUGGUGGACGCCUGAGCGUCGAUUCCAAAUGGAAUCUCGACGUGAAUGGUAGUGCGCAAUACAAGUCAGUUGAUGAUUUCAAGUUCAAUGUCAUCACCGAGCUGCCGUUGCCUGUGGGAGAUCGCCACCAGCUGAGUGCCAACUAUCAGGGCAACGUGAUCAGCCAGCAGUUCAUCAAUCCCGAUUUUACCUUCGAGGCCAGCUACGAGAGUGUGGAGGCACAGAACAAGCUCUUGUCUCGCGUCUCCUAUCAAAAUGCCACCAAUAACCACAAGGGCUUGGGCCACGUCGAGUGGGGUAAGAUUCAAAGCCUGUCUGUGGUGGAGGGUGAUUUCGAGCUGCUCCAGAAGCAAGGAGCCCGCAAGGAGUUCGCUGCCAAGAUGAUCACGCCCAAAUUCAAGGAUGAGCACACCUUUGCCGUAACCGGCAGUUAUGACUUUGAAAAGUCGGGUUACCACAACAUGGUGGGCGCACUGGAUUAUCCUUCCAGUCGUCGCAUCACCGACCUGGACGUGUCCUUCAGUUCGCUGAGCAACAUGCAUGGUAUCUUCAACAGCACACUGCCAACCUUCCUCAAUGUCAGUUGGUUUAAGACCGACUUUAACUUCACCACCAACAAUGGUAAGAGCUACCGCUACUGCCGCUGCUUUUGGCCGCAGGAUACUGCCUACUUCAAGUUGAACAGCAACUACGAUAGCGACAGCAACAACUUGAACCACAACCUCAAUGGCAAUGUGGAAAUAGAAGUUCCAUUGGCGACCCGGCAUCGAGCGGAUGUGGUAUAUGGCCUGCAAAAGCGACGCAAUCAGGAUGCAGGAAAUGUGAAGGUCGUCUACAAUGAGAAGCAGGUGCUCGAUGGCAAGUACAAGCGGGUGGAUCAGGCAAAGCAUCCAAUAUACAAGGAGACAACGGACAUCUCACUGGAGAACGAGGUGAAACCGCUGGGCAUUCACUUUGUCAGCACCAGGGAUGCCAGCGACCCAGCGGGAACCCAGGACGUGAAGCACAUCGAGGUCUACGAGCUGAGGAACACGCAGAACUUCAAUCUCACCGGUGAGUUACACUCGCGGGCCACUCUCAAGGCGCAGGACUUCAAGGUGGUCGCCAUUCAUCCGAAUCGUGCCGUGGUGCUGAGCACUAAAUACGAGGACGUCAGUCCCGAAGUUGUCAGGCAUCACACCAAGUUGGAGUUGUCGGAAACGGCAUGGAUUGGAUACAACCUGGAGCUGGGUAACUUCAGCAGGGUUGGCAACGAGUCCCAGAGCUUCGCCCUGGAAAUUUUCUAUCCGAAGCGCAAUCUCUCCUCCUCGGGACAGUACUACAUGACGGAGACGCACUUCAACUCCGACCUGUCCUUCCAAUGGCUGGGCGGCAACUACGACCAACAGCCCAAGACUAUACACAGCAACUUGCAAUGGAGAGCGGAGCCGCUGCAACGUGGAGAUCGGGAGCAUCGCACCAUCGCGCUGACGGUGGCACAUCCCCUCCUGGAGAAGGACAUCAACUGCAGGGCGACGUACUACCGUGGGUUGCGUGAUCUGCUUAGGACACACUUGACCAUCGACUACUCGGAAUAUCCCGACCAACUGAUUGAGCUGGGUGCUCAGCUGACGGAUAGGUACAGUGAACUCGGCCACACCAACUACACGUUCCAGGUGUACGGCAAACAUGUGGCUUCCGAACUGGAUGUCCAGCUAAAUGGAACUUUGGCUGCCCGGAACUCCUACUACAAGACGGAGUCUACAGCCCACUACAAGCGUGAUAUAUUCCCAGCAAGAUAUGGCAAGUUCCUGGCCCUUCUCGAUGUCAAUAAGCGGGAAGUGGAAUACGAACGCCAGUCGCCAUUCCACACAGUGCGACUGCACCUGCUGCCCACCAUGCGGUAUCCGAUUUACGGAUUGAAUGCCACACUCUGGGAUACUCCCGAUACAAACCACUCGGGUUACAUAUACAUGGACAUCUUGGAGCGCUACGCUCGAAUGGAUUUCAACCUGACGGAGGACGCCAGUCAGAACCUUCAAAUGGUCGGUUACAUUCCGGACACACGCAGUGCAUUCCUGGACAUUUGGCGCAACUACGAGGAGAUACGUGUGAUCGAUGUCAGCUCGUAUCUGAAGAUGAAUCACUCUCGUCUAAUCACUGGCCGCUUCCACUGGCGUCCAUCGAUCCGGCAAGAAGUCCGCGAGAAAAUCCAAGCCGUGGGCAAAUCGGUGUACAGCUCGUUCUCGGAAGGUAUUGAUUUUUGGGUGAAGUCUAUAUACACGGAAACCACGGAAUCCAUGGGCGUGGUGUGGAACACAGCCAAGGAUUAUAACAAGGAUUUCAUCGACGAUAUAGGGCAGCUGAGCGUUUUGGAGGAGGAUCUCGCUGAUUUGCGAUUGUUUGUAAAUCAGUCGUACGAGGCAAAUGAUUUCUAUAUCAAAAACGUGGUCAAUUUCACCUUAACUAUCCUCGAUGAACUCGCCAUUAGAGAUCACAUCGAGUCGCUGCCCAAGAUCUUCUCUGAACUGUGGCAGGCAAUGGGAGAUUCUGGCAAGGCUUUACGGAACAGCAUUGUGUGGCUAAUCGAUACCAUUAAGACCACGUACAACAACCUUCUGGAUGCGGUGGCCCGAUUCUUCCAUGGCGAGAGUCUCGUCUACCUAUCCGCUCUUCUAGAGAAGGGCAUCGCAAAGUACGACAGUUUUGUGAAAGAUCUGCACAUCAAGUUCAUACAAUACAUCGAAAACCUAUGGCACAAGACGUGGACAUUGGCAGAGAAUCACUGGAAGGCAGUGCUUAAGCGAUUUGAGCCUCAUCUCUUCAAGAUGAUUAGCUUUAUAGAGAGUACAGCCUGGAAUCUCAGCAAGGAGGUGUUUGAUUUCAUUUACAAGCGCACCAAUGAGCUGGCAGAGUCUCCGUACUUCAACAAGGUCUCCAGUUUUACGGCGGAUGCGGAGCGACUUUACCGGGACUUCAAGUCGAACGAUGCCAUCACCAACAUUAAGAAGUACUCAACGCUAGCCUGGAAUUUCGUCAAGGAAAAGUACUUCAAACUGGUGCCCUUCGGCGCUGAAUUGAACGAGAUCCUCACCGAAAUCUGGGAGGAAAUCAAAGAACUUGAGAAAAUCGAUCAGGUGCAGAUCAUGGUGCAGAAGUACUACGAAGUCAUGGCCAAGAUCGAUUGGGUGGCAGACGAACUGCAACUGGAGCACCGGCUGCACCAGGUGUACGGUCUGCUGAGGAACAAGUUCCGCAACUACGCCAUGAACGCCUUGGAAACAGCCGACAUGUAUCGGGAGGCCAAGACCAAGUUCGUCUUUGAUCCGGAAGUGGGCAUUAUCGAUCUGGAGCAGAAGCUGCCCAUGUCCUGGCACGCUUUCAACGAGACGCCCAGGUUCGAGGAGAUUCCCGAGUACCAAUUGCUCGCCAAGGCGCAGAGCUUCUUCAGUGAAACCAACUCAUCGAUCGUGAUGAAGCUUUACAACAUGCGCACCCAUCUGGAUCCCAAGACCUGGCUGCCACCGUACUACUCUCGCGCCUUGCUCAUUGACUCGCGUCACUACAUGACCUUCGAUCAGCGUUAUGUCGGUCUGAACCUUAACUUUGACGAGCUAGGAAAUGGACGACCCACUUCCCAAUGCAGCUAUCUGCUAGCCCACGACUUCUUCAAACGAAACUUCACUUUGCUUUUGGAACCAGCGAGCAAAUCCCUGGCUGGCCAAGGACUAACACGCAAGUUGAGCUUCAUUGCCAAUGGUCAACUGAUUGAAAUUGACCUCGAAACAGAUCACAUAAGCAUUAAUGGCAAUCCCCAACCCAUCCUACCUCUGAAACUGGGAGAUGUGAACAUCCACCGUGAUCUGGACGUACUCUCCAUCACCUCAGAUACCGAGUUCAGUCUGCACUGCAAUGUGCAGUUCGAUCUCUGCUGGUUCGAGGUGAGUGGUUGGUACUUUGGCAGGACAGCGGGAUUGUUGGGAACCCUGAACAACGAGCCCUACGACGAGUACACAAUGUCCACUGGCGUGAUCUCCAAUGAGACGCAGCGCUUCACGGAUUCGUGGAGCCUAAAGCAGUGCAGGCAGAACAAGCUGGCCCAAAGUCAAGAGGUCAGCAAGGAGGUCAACGAUGCCUGUACCAGCUUCUUCCGCUCCGGCAUACUGGCCACCUGCAGUGCGGUCCUCGAUCCAACUCCUUUCUACGAAAUGUGUCUGGACUUGGGCAUGAAGUCGCCGCCAAUUCGAAAGGGACACCCGGCGGUGAAAGGAGCAUGUGCAGCAGCUUUGGCUUACAUCGAGGCCUGUACAGCACUGAAGGUUCCCAUGCGGGUGCCUUCCCAGUGUGUAUUCUGCCAACUCUCGAAUGGUUCGUACGUGCCAGAGGGAACUUUCAUGGAGCUUUCCGGGCCUGAGAUUCCAAGAAGCAGCGACGUCGUCUUCAUCGUUGAAGCCAAGGAAUGCAAUGCCAAUCUGAAGACGUCCAAGAGCAUCAUGACCGUGGUGAGCAGCAUAGAAGAGCAGCUCCAGGCCGCCAAGCUAACGAAUAAUCGGUAUGCUGUGGUGGCCUUUGGAGGCGUUGCUCCAUAUGACAAGGCCAGGAGUGUCAUAUACGAACACAACGAAUUCACCUCCAAGCCGGAACAGCUGGCGGACUACUUUGGCCACAUCAACACCGGAAAUGGCAGCAGCAACGAUAUCCUAAUGGCCAUUUCCGCAGCUGCCAAGCUAAACUUCCGUCCGGGCGUAUCGAAGACCUUCAUCCUGCUCUCCUGCAGCAGAUGUGCGGCCAGGGAUAUGCGCUUCGACUACACCUCCAUUCUGCAGUACUUGCUGGAGGAGGGCGUAAACCUUCACAUCCUGGCCGACACCGAGUUCGACUUUGAGCGUAACAAAAAGCUGCGACACUUCUUUGGCCUCGACAGCAAACUGGUCUACUCAAAGCGAUUCCCCGAAGGUGAUGCGGAAGCCCGCAACACGACCCACAUCCCGAAGAGCAAUUUGGGCAUCUGUACAACGCUGGCGGUGGAGACGCAGGGAUCUGUGUUCAGUGCCCGCAAACUGCAGCCGGAGAGAAAGUAUCCAAUUAAGCGAUUUGCCACUAUUUUCGCCAAGCGCGUCGCCCUCAGUGCCACGCCCAUCCAGAGCCAGACCUGCGAGUGCUCCGCCCACAACACGGGCGUCUCCUACAUGGCCUGCUCGCCACAGGCUCUGCCCGAGGAGAAGUACGACCUGGACGACUAUGACUCGUUCAAUAACUGGGACUGGGGAGACGAGCCGGAGGGCGAGACGAAUGUAAUGUCGUAGUUUGUAGUCCGCCACAAUUAGUUAGCUAGUUCAGUUAUGUCACUGCAGAAUGUAAGGUUUUUCUAAUGCAUAACCGACAGGCAUAUUUUGUAAAAAUAAAUCAAAUCAUAUAAAUACAAA